CACACACACCAAGUAGCUCGAGCCCCAGUGGAGACGCUGCUGACGCUCUGCUCGCUCCACCGACAACACCGAGUCACGUUCUGUUCUUCUCUCGCUCCACCGACAUCACCAAGUUACGGUGUGUUCUUCUCUGGCAGAACCGGAGAGCGAAAGCCUUUUAGGAUUAUAUCUGUCCUGUGUGAUAUUUGGAGCUGAACGACCGGUCGUGACCGAGGACGCGAGGGGAAAUACAAAAAAAGAGCGAAAGGAGAAAAGAAAAGAGGCCCUUUCUCAACACAGACCUGGGGGUUUUCAUCCUGCGCUCCUAAUCAGGGAUCCAGACCUUGGACACCAGGUGGUGUCCUCCCAUCAGAAACACACCGAGAGCAGCUUGACAGCACAGGACGGAAGGAGGGAGGGAGAGAGAGAGAGAGAGAGAGAGAGAGAGAGAGCCGACCAUCUGUGAAUCACAUCAAGGCAGCUGUGGUUAGGGUGGACUGCAUUUAUUUUACGAACGAGGGGCAGAGAAAUAGAGGGGGAUAGAAGAGAGAAGAGGAGAGAGAGAAGGACAAAAGGAGAGGGGGCCUUGGUGAGUUUCCAAGCCCAGGACAGUGAACCCUGAUCAGGGGGACUUUCAGGCGACAGUGGGGUUAGACCAGGCCCCUGGAGUUCCUUUGGAGAGAUGAGGAGCUCUGAGAAGACAGUGUUUAGACACAGGUGAAACUCAAAUGAAUCCUGACUCUAAUGGAUCCUGUGAUUACAACAUGGAUUGACCUUUUCUUCUCAUCUGAAGGGAUAUUUUCGUUUUUUAUGUUGAUGUUUUUCUGUGUGGAAAUGUGUCUAUUUUUUCUGCAUGAAUUUGGAGUUUCAAAUCUUUCUGGUGUGGAUUUUAAGGAGGCUGUUUAGUUGACUGUGGAUCUGAAGCUGCCCCACUCAUCCGAAGGGAUUUAAACAAGAACUAUUUUGGCCUUGGAUUUGUUCACGUUGUGUUUUUUUCCAAUAUGUUUUUUUUCAUGCAGUAAUUGAGACUGCUUUGUAACCUUGGUAACAAAACGGUAACCAGGCGUCAACUGAGCGGUAACCAUGGCAGCAGCCUAUCGCGUGGUAGUGAGCAGUGUUAGUUGCUACAGCAGCGUGGUGGUGGACCGUCGGGCUCAGAGUCACGCGGUGCACUACUGCUCCGGGUCAUGUGGGGCGCUGUCCCAGGGACUGGACUGUACUGUUGCCCAUCGCAGUACCUGCUCCGAGCUGCUGACCGCCCCCUCACACACACACGCUCACACACACCCCGACCCCUCACACACAUUCACACACAACCUGACCCGAAACGCUAACUCUCCUCACCAAAUCCCCAACAGCUGUAAAGUUAGUAUCGCCAGCUGUAACGGGAGUUGUGGUGUUCCUAAUGAUCCUAACGGUGUGUAUGGUGUGGUGGGUGAGGACAGUCCUCCAUGGCGAGGUAAGAAGGCCAACACCACCGCCACUACUACCAGCUCUGGUCCUGACCGGCCUCUCCAGAGCUCUGCCAGUCUGAAGGACAUCACAGGAGAAGCCAUCAACCUGGCCAGUGGCAAACUCAAAGAGUUCUCCUUCGAGAAGCUCCGCCUCUCCACCAGUCACGUGACCUUCAGGAAAGGUCGCAAGGUCAGGCCGGACUCCUACAGCCGUCGGUCCACGGACCUCGACAUCGUCUACGGACACUUCACCGGGAACGCCGGAGGAACGGGGAAUGGGACUAUUACCGGAAAUGGAAACGCCAAUGAUGAGAACCUGCCGCCUUUCAGCGACAACACCAAGGUGCUCAAAGGCCAAUCGCCUGCUAGCAUCACCGCCGGGGGGCGGGUCUCUAGCCACAACCAGCCUAUCCAGUGUCUCCAGGGCCGGGGGCGGGUCCACCAGUAGCCUAUCCAGCGCCUGCUCCGGUUCCUUGGAGGCGGGGCUCAACACCGUGGCGUCUCUCUACCUCAGCUCAUUAGCCGACGAGUCGCUCAUCGCCCGGUUACUGGAGAAGACCCGCGCGGGGGAGGAGGGAGGAGUGGGAGGAGCAGGGGGGGAAGACAUACGGGCCUGUCUGGACAUUCUGGUCAAGUGUUCUGAGGACUUGAAGAAAUGUACGGACAUCAUCAAGCAGUGUAUCAGUCGGAAGAGUCCCGGGGGGAGGAGAAGAUGGGGGAGCCAGUCCUGAGAGCAUCUACAGAGCUGUGAUGACCAGGCUGAGCUCCUAUCUGAGGAAACUGCCUCUAGAGCUGGAGGGGGCUGGGUUAGGGUUAGGGUCAGGGGCUGGAGGUCAAGGGUCAGGGAUUGGAGGUCAUAGCGAGUUGGCCGAGCUGGUUAGUAGUCUCCAUAUGCUGCAGCAAGCUGCUGUCCCCUUCUCACCCAUAUUUGGGAAUGAUCAACCGCCACGGUAUGAAGACGUUGUUCAGAACCCUCCCUUACCCAGGAGCAGGGAUGUACUGCCACCCUCAUCACUCGCUCCAGACUCUUCUCUCCCUUUGUCCACUACGCCUGAGACAGCAGGGAGACAUACGGUUCAGACCAACGGGCUGCAGCACACACACACUCCGUCACACACACACUCUCCCUCACCGCAUACACACACGUCUGUUUCUACCCCUCCAUCCCAGGCACACACACCUUCAUCGCAAAUGCACAGUCCGUCAGCGGGUCCACACGCUCCGUCCAUCUCCCCCAUGGAGGCUCUCUUUAUUGAGGAGGAUGCAGACCUGGGAAGGGGGCUGAACAGGGCUUCCAGACACACACACUCACACACACCGACCAGAGGCCUCACACACACUCACAGUCGGAACGGGACCGCUUUUAGUCCACACACACCCCCCAGCUCCGCGCACACACACCUCAGCCCCAAUCUGUCACACGUACACGUUACACACACACUCCAGUCUGCCGGUGAAGACCUCACCUCAACCUCCGAACACACCCCUCCUGUCACUCAUAGAGACGACGAUAUCGACAGACUUCUGAUGGACUUGGAGUGUCUGUCGCAGAGCAUGGGUCGGGAGAGAGACAGAAUCAGAGAGGGAGAGAGAGAACGAGGGACGGAGCCCCCUCUCCCCGCUAAGACCAGACAGAGGGGGACAGGACAGGGGAACCCCUCCCCACAAACCCAAAUCAACCCCCAGGCUCAAAGGCCUGUUCCUGUUAGCCACCUAACCGCUAACGCCCAGGCCACUAGGUCGACCCCCAGCUCGCCUGCUCCUCUCCCCCAGGCAGAGGGCAGCGUGGUGGGGCUGGGAGAUGAGGAGGACGGGGCCCUGCUACUGAGGAUCCUGGAGAGCAUUGAGAGCUUUGCCCAGGAGCUGGUGGACUCUGGGGGUAGUCCUGGGAACACUGGGAAGACUGGGGCUCAGAGCAAAGAGAAGGAGGUGAUGAGACUCCUACAGGACACUCUGACGCAGGCCAAACUACCUGGAUCUCCACCAGCUGGUCAUGGUGACGAUGGACCUGUCUCCACGCCUGUACAUGUGUCUGCCUCCACACCAACACCUGCACCCAGACUUACAGAUGGACCUGUUCCUACAGCUCUACCUGUCUCUACAGCUCCCGUCCCUGUCCCCGUCCCUGUCCCUGUCCCCGUCCCUGUCCCUGUCCCUGUCCAUAUCCCCACAACCCUACCAGAGUCUGUCGCCACAGACCAAGCUACACCUUCUGCCCCACCCACACCUGUUCCACCACCUACAGUCGUACCCACACCUUCAGAAGUGGCAACAGUUGGACUGUUAGAGGCCUCUACACGUGAACAUCCACCUGUAGCUGACCUGAUAGCUGUACUUACCACCAAGGCCACCCUUCCACCGGCUGUAACCCCUGUCCCGCCCCCUACACCCACACCUGGAGAGGCACCUGUUGCAACCAUCGCUGCUCCUCCUGUUGCCGUGAGACACCCGGUUGCCCCUAGCGAUGUGGUUGCCCUGAGAGAUAUCGGCUCAACGCUGCUCAUCCAGCAGACGCCUGAGGUGAUCAGAGUCCAGUCCAACAAGCAAGAUAAGAAACCUGGGACCCCUCCUCCAGCCCCUCUCUCCCCCACCCCCUCCGUUCCUCCCCCCCACCGUUCCCCCUCUCCUCCCCCCACUCCAGUCGUCCCCACCCCUCCUCCUCCUCCCCCUCCUCCCCCUGCCCUCAACAUUCCCCGCUUCUACUACCCUCGAGGGUUACCGGGGGCAACAAAAGUCAACCACGAUGCGGCCAUCACUGCCAUAGAAACAGCCUUCACAGAGUUUGAGGAGGAGAAGGCUGAUAUUUACGAGAUGGGAAAGAUAGCUAAGGCAUGCGGCUGUCCUCUGUACUGGAAGGCAGCCAUGUUUAACGGAGCGGGAGGAGAGAGGACUGGCUUCGUCUCUGUUCACUCCUUCAUUGCUACCUGGAGAAAGUUGUUACAUAGUUGCUAUGACGAUUCGUCUAAGUUUAUCUACCUCCUAGCGAAGCCUGGCUGUACCUACCUGGACCAGGAGGACUUCAUACCUUUAUUACAGGACAUAGUGGACACCCAUCCAGGACUGACGUUCUUGAAGGAUGCCCCAGAAUUCCAUUCCCGUUACAUCACCACCGUGAUUCAGCGGAUAUUCUAUGUGGUCAACCGCUCCUGGACGGGUCGCAUCACCAUGACGGAACUACGCAGGAGCAACUUCCUGCAGACCCUGGCCCUGUUGGAAGAGGAGGAUGAUAUAAACCAGAUAACAGAUUAUUUCUCUUAUGAGCAUUUCUAUGUGAUCUACUGUAAGUUCUGGGAGUUGGACACGGACCACGACCUUUACAUUGACCCUAAGGACCUGGCUCGCUACAACGACCACGCCUCCUCAAGCAGAAUCAUUGAGAGGUUGUUCUCAGGAGCCGUUACACGGGGUAGCUCAGUGCAGAGAGAAGGGAGGAUGAGUUAUGCAGAGUUCAGCUGGUUCCUCAUCUCAGAGGAAGACAAGAAAACCCCUACUAGUAUAGAGUACUGGUUCAGGUGUAUGGACACAGACGGUGACGGUGUGUUGUCUAUGUUUGAGUUGGAGUACUUCUAUGAGGAGCAGUGUAGUAGGAUGGAGGGGAUGGGCAUUGAACCCCUACCCUUCACAGACCUGCUCUGUCAGAUGUUAGACCUUGUCAAGCCUGAAAGCCAAGGUAAGAUAACCCUGUCUGAUCUGAAGAGGUGUAGGAUGGCUCAUAUAUUCUUCGACGCGUUCUUCAACCUGGAGAAAUACCUGGACCACGAGCAGAGAGACCCCUUCGCUUUGCAGAAGGACAUAGACAGUGAGUGUCCAGAGCCUUCAGACUGGGAUAAAUACGCUUCAGAGGAAUAUGAGAUCCUGGUGGCAGAAGAGACGGCUAACGAACAGCUGCAGGAGGGGACGUUUGAUGAUGACUAUGAGGAGGCGGAGCUUCCUGCUCAAGGAGAGAUGGUUGUGAAUAAAAUGGAUAAGCUGCUCAUAUCAGAUCUGUCAGCAUGAAAUUCCCAAAGUCUGGAAUACCGCUCCCUUCUCCUUGGAUAUACAGGAGACCGGGGAGAGAAGAAGAGGGAGGGACGGGGAGAAAUGAAGAGAAAGCUAAAGCGAUGGAGGACUCUCUCAUCUUCUCCUUUCAUACACAGACAGGGACAGAGGAGAUGGUGGAAGAUGGAGAAAGGACAGAGGGAUGGACGGAACGAGAGAGCACUCUGGCAGCUGUCCUCUCAGCCCUCUGUAGGAAAAAACGUGUUUUCCAAUCUUUUAUCUUCAUUUGAGAUUGUGUGUGUGUUGUGUAUGCAUGUGUGUGUGUGUGUGUGUGUGUGUGUGUAUGUAUGUGUGCUUGUGUGUGUUUGUGUCAUCCCAAAGACUGUGUUUGGUGCAAUAAUGUGUCUUAACAUGUUUAAUAUGUAGAAGUAAGAAAGCACAAAUCCUGAUAUGGAUAUACUUCCUGUAUUAUGUGUAUAAUAACUGCCAUAUAGAGAUUUCUCACUGACAAUCAACUACUAGACAAUCAACUAAUCAAUCAAGUUGUUUUCAAAUGUGUCAAUAACACACACACACACACACACACACACACACACACACACACACACACACACACACACACACACACACACACACAGUACAUACACACAGCUCUGUGCAAAACACUGCCAUCUUGUGGUCACUAGUUAUACUGCUGGCUGCUCUUACAGACUAGUGACGUUUGUUCCACAUUUAUAAACCUCAUUUUCAGUGUUCUAUUUCAGAAUGUUACUGUUUGAAUAGUUUGCUAAGGCAGGCCAUUGUGUGUUUGAUUCAUUUAGAAUUAGUCAAAUGUUUAAUUCUGUUUGAGAUAAAAUGCAUGUGCUGUAUAUUCCGUCCAUAUACUUUUCAAAGAGUUCUCUCAUGUCAGAGGCUGCGUCAGAAAUGGAAGUCUAUUCCUUACAUAGUGCACUAUAUCUUAUAGGGAGUAGAGUGUCGUUCUAGAUUUGACCAGAAUCAACCACAGUGUACAUAGUUUGUUACAGCUCAGUCUAACUAUGAACUAACUAUCUCUCUGGUAGAGAUAUUACUGUAAAAACCAAAAUGGACAUAGGCAGAACAGAACAGUAAAGCUAACAGGCGUUCUAAUGUGUCACCAAAGGGGAUGUUCAAGUAGCAUGACGUUAAAGAUGAAAACCGUGGGUCUAACCAACAGCCAUCCUGUCAUUAUCAUAUUCCUGCAUCAAGUAUUCUUUAUUUUGUCACUGGUGAAUGUUGGUGGUGUUUUAAAGCUGUGUUCGUGAGCGUGUGCGUGUUUCUUUAAUAGCAACAAUCUGUCCCUAUAUAUCCAUUGUAAAUGUGUAUUUAACUCUACAUAGUCUAGCCAUUGUGUAAAGGUGGUGUGACUGAUGCUUUGUGUUGCUGUGUCACUGUGUGGCUCCACGGGGUUCAGUUAUGUGGCGUGUGACCCAAAUGCACAGGGACGAUUGGUCGGAGGUCAUAGAGGUACACGCCCACCAGACAAUCGACUGUCAAUCAAUUUGUCAAUCACCUAUCGAUCAGUUUGAUAAUCUGAUUGGGUAAUAAGGAAAAUCUUGCUGUGACUGGAUUGGGCACACUGGUAGCCCCUCCCUUUAGAGAGACUCGUGCUGCUGUAGAGACACGCGCGCGCACACACACACACACACACACACACACACACACACACACACACACACACAGUUUAUAAGACACUGCUGUGUCUGGCGCUAUGCAAACAAUCUGCUUUUUUGCUCACUGCCUGGGAACACACACACAUCUGGUCUGUACUAGGUGCACGGGGCAGGAUGAGAAGCCAUGAUGGAGCUGCCUCUGACCGGAGACACUUCUGCCACAAUGAGGACUUUUACUUUGAAAUGUAUGUCUGUUUUAAUCAACUUUUACUUUGAUUAUUUUUUUUUCUUCUGUUAUCUGAUGUUUUACUUCCAGGUUGAUAAGGCUUCAGUAGAUGUUCUUGUGUUAUCUGAUGUUUUACUUCCAGGUUGAUAAGGCUUCAGUAGAUGUUCUUGUGUUAUCUGAUGUUUUACUUCCAGGUUGAUAAGGCUUCAGUAGAUGUUCUUGUGUUCGCAUGGCUUCCUUCUUUCUAUCAAUCCUUGUUUCUUUCCUCUGUUUUCUGUUAAAACUGAAUUCAAAUAAAGAUGAUUUAAGGUUG
This is a messenger RNA of Salmo salar (Atlantic salmon), 7581 nucleotides long. RefSeq names its product serine/threonine-protein phosphatase 2A regulatory subunit B'' subunit alpha. NCBI's taxonomy places the organism in Eukaryota, Metazoa, Chordata, Actinopteri, Salmoniformes, Salmonidae. The record is from RefSeq and is a predicted model, not a curated record. Gene Ontology annotation, biological process: protein dephosphorylation. Gene Ontology annotation, cellular component: protein phosphatase type 2A complex. Gene Ontology annotation, molecular function: calcium ion binding; protein phosphatase regulator activity.